This is a messenger RNA of Sugiyamaella lignohabitans, 1302 nucleotides long. RefSeq names its product mRNA (N6-adenosine)-methyltransferase (gene IME4). The coding region runs from base 1 to 1302 and encodes 433 amino acids. The transcript has a single exon. The record is from RefSeq and is a predicted model, not a curated record. NCBI's taxonomy places the organism in Eukaryota, Fungi, Ascomycota, Dipodascomycetes, Dipodascales, Trichomonascaceae.
AUGUCAUCUUCGUCAUCUUCGACAAUAUUCUCACUAAACCAGGCUCUUUUGUAUUCACCCAAUACUACUAUCAAUCUCUCGUCAUAUCAAAACUCAAUUGAAACACCGAGUUCUGACAUUGGUUCUAGGAUUGCUUCACAUCACCUCAGAUCGGUAUCUGUGACAGGUUCUCUCGAUGGUGAAAUGAGUGUUAACGACAAUUCGCUAGAGGAAAUUGUGGUCUCCUUUCUUAUCAAUCAUAAACCAAAACUAUUCCCGGCUCUUCCAUUUGGUAUUAACGUCUUACUUCGAACCAUCAAUCAAGUUCACAAUUGUCACAUUUCUUCAGACGCUUUUGAUAAUGCUUGUUUGAAUCUUGCAAUGCAGAUUCCAUCUUCCUUUGUGGUGUCGAAAAUGUGCUCUCAAAACGCCAGCUACUCGUCCAAAUACCAGCUAGAAUUUUAUGAUCCUGAAAUGCUUAUUUUGUGGUCCUCUUCUUCUUUAUCCACUAUUUUCACUCGCUCAUCGGCUUCCUCAUCAGGGUCUUCUACCUUGGACUGCUCGAUAUCAGUUAUUGCAGAUCAUGACACCCCUAACCGCAAUCUCAACGAGAAUAUUGCAUAUGCAGAUAACUCUAAAUUAUAUCAGACUAUGCUUUCUCUCAUUACAAAUGACGACUCUUAUUACGCACAAAUGAGGCAGACUCUAGCCAAUUUGCUAUCUGAACCGACUCAGAGAAAUAUUCUCUACAAAGAACAGAUUUUAUCAGCUAGCUCCACUAAACCCUAUGUUGAAAUUUGCCCGUAUCCUAAACGCAAUGAGUGUUUACUGCAAGGCAGAUUAGAUUGUUUACGCAAGAUCCAUUUUGAGCCUGUUAUCACUAGUAACACUGAUGUCAGUAUUGGAGAUUGUUCUUAUUUAGACACUUGCUUCAAAGGUAAAGGGUGCAAGUACGUCCACUAUCGAAUUACCUAUCCAGAUACCUUUCAAAGGGGUCAAGCCAGACAACCACAGGAAGCCAAACAAAACCAAGGACCACUGUUCCACAUUGCCGAACGAGACUAUUCAAAACCGAAGGUAGGUCAGAAUAUCUCAGAGAAAUAUCUUGUUUUAAUUACUCGCCAAAUACACAAGUGUUUACUAACUGGUCUCUUUAGACUUCUCCCCAGUGGAUUUGCUGCGAUAUCAGGCGACUUGACCUCCGCAUUCUCGGUAACUUUAGUGUCAUCAUUGCCGACCGUAAGUGCAAUUGAACCACAAACCACAGACCUGGAUAAUCAAUUUAAUCUAACUGACUUCCAGCUCCUUGGGAUAUACAUAUGA